AUGGCAUCUGACUGCCCCCUGACCACAAACUGCUCUGAUCACCAGAAACGGGUGGGGAUUGUGGACCUUAUGGACCUCCCCGGUCCCAGCCCCACUCACGGCUUGGUCCCGGAGCAGCAUCUGUUUCCUACUGUGGAUGUUCCUGUGCAUGCCCAUUACAUCAUCGGCUCAGUGAUCCUUUUGUUGGGAGUGACAGGAAUGCUGGGAAAUGCUCUGGUCAUCUACGUCUUCUGUCGCAGUAAGACAUUGCAAUCUCCCAGCAACCUUCUGGUGGUUAACCUGGCAAUGGCUGACUUCCUAAUGUCAGUGACGCAGUCCCCGGUCUUCUUUGUGGCGAGCCUGCACCGCCGCUGGGUGUUUGGAGAGUUUGCCUGUGAGCUGUAUGCCUUCUGCGGUGCUCUGUUUGGCAUCACGUCCAUGAUGACACUCACAGCCAUUGCAGUGGAUCGGUGCUUGGCAAUCACACGACCACUGGUGCUGCUAGGCGGAGUCAGCCGGCGGCGGCUCUGUGUGGUGGUCAUGGGGGUCUGGGUUUACUCACUUGGCUGGAGCCUGCCUCCAUUUUUUGGCUGGAGUGCCUACAUCCCUGAGGGCCUGCAAACAUCCUGCAGUUGGGACUAUAUGAGCUUCACGGUCACAGUGCGCACCUACACCAUUUUUCUUUUUGUCUUUGUCUUCUUCAUCCCCCUCGCUGUCAUUGCCAUUUGCUACUUGGCCAUCUUCAGGGCCGUGCAGCAAGCAGCUCAGGAGAUAGAGAGGCUAAACUGUGGAGAGACCAUCAAGGCUUAUGACCGUCUGCGUAGUGAAUGGCGGAUGGCCAAAGUAGCUCUGGGAGUGAUUCUGCUGUUCGUUGUGUCCUGGUCGCCAUACUCUGCUGUUGCUUUGACUGCAACUGCUGGCUAUGCCCACCUGCUGACUCCUUACAUGAAUUCAGUACCUGCAAUCAUCGCCAAGGCCUCUGCAAUCCACAACCCCAUCAUCUACGCCAUCACACACCCAAAGUAUCGUGCCGCCAUAGGCCGCCAUUUCCCCCUUCUGCGUGGUGUGCUGCGACUGCAGGACAAGGACCUGCACUCUUCCUUCUGUUCCAGUGCUGCUUCAUCUCGCCGGGCCACGCUUACCAGCUCCCCAGGAGUCCGUCGGGGUGCUGGUGUCCAAAUCAAUGGACGCUGGAGAAAGAGCCGCUUGUCCUCAGCUUCUGACAGUGACUCCUGCUGGACAGAGAGCGAAGCUGAUGGCUCGAGUGCCUUGGCAACAGUUGUCAACCGGCGUCCUUCCACUGAGUUAAAACCUGAGCUGUUGGACUCGGCCCUCAUGAGACAGCUGACAGGGCCCACCAGACAAACCGACAGCGAGUCACCUGACCGCUGUGCGAAAAUGGAGACAAAACCCUUGCUGGUCCCUCUAUGA
Cyprinodon variegatus (sheepshead minnow) is the source of this 1410-nucleotide messenger RNA. It is a transcript of the gene opn4.1, whose product is annotated as melanopsin-like. The coding region runs from base 1 to 1410 and encodes 469 amino acids. Gene Ontology annotation, biological process: G protein-coupled receptor signaling pathway; visual perception. The transcript has a single exon. Gene Ontology annotation, molecular function: G protein-coupled receptor activity. Gene Ontology annotation, cellular component: membrane. NCBI's taxonomy places the organism in Eukaryota, Metazoa, Chordata, Actinopteri, Cyprinodontiformes, Cyprinodontidae. The record is from RefSeq and is a predicted model, not a curated record.